AUGAUCAUCAAUGAAAUUGUGUACAAAUUUCUCAGCCGGUGGCGAGACUUCUUCGGAUUGAAGUCGGGAAGUCCAAUGUUGCUACACCAUUUGGCCGAGCGGGAGCUGGGUCUCUUCACCCUGGUCUUCUCCUACCUCGACGGCCGCACCUGCGCCCGUGUCUCUGCACUCGGCUGCUGGGCCAGCCAUGCAGCCUCCAGGGCCUCGGCGGAGAACGUCAAGCUUAGACUGCGAAGUGCCGGCCUCCUUUUAAGCCGGUGGCAAGGAGGAAGGUACGAGGGGCCUCCGUUUCUGCAGCAGCACGACCUCGAAACCGCCGCGCGGCAUUUCGCGACCAUUGCGGGAAGGUAUUCGCUGCCCGAGUACGACUGUACUUUGGACAUCCAGCCCGAUGGCUCUUUUCGCAACUAUGGCUCCCAGCACGAAAUGGUGGGACAGGCGACCAUCGCUGGGGUGCUGCAGGCGGGCCGUGUGCCUGCAUCCUCCCUUGCGGAUGUGCCCGAAGGAAUGCAGGUGUGCUAUAUCUGCGAGUUGGACAGGUGGUACAUCCGCACUAUGAUGGAUGGAAAGGAGAUGACACCAGAAGACCUGGAGUUCACCGGGCCUGGCUACCAGACAUACUCGGUGCACGCCUGGCUAGAGCCCCUCCCUGGCAGCAGCUUUGCAGACGGUGCAUUCAUGGAGAACCGUCCGAGACCAACUGCCCAAGACGGGUGGAUGCUUGAGGUACUGAUGGACUUCUUCCGGCGGGCAGACACGGAUGGUUCCGGCGAGGUCUCCAAGGACGAGUUCAACAAUAUGUUGAUGUGCACCGACAUCAUGAAGACGGUGAUGGAAGAAUCCUCCAUUGAUGCGCAGGAUUUGGGUGAGCUCUUCGAGUGGUUGGACGGUGACAAGGAUGGUCUGGUGAAUAUCGAGGAGUUCCUGCGGGGCUUUCGCUGGCUCGUGGCCACCGUGGACCCCAAAGGCCUCCUAAAGCUGGAGGAGGAGCUCGCUGGCGACUUCCAUCGACUGACUAGGCGCAUGGUUCUGCAUGUGAACAACUGCUUCGACCAGCUGUUGGAGUCCGUAAGCGUGCCUCUCAAAAAGAUCAGCGCCAUCACGGAGCAGAUCCAGCGAAUGGAUCGCCUCAUCGGUUCGCUCCAGAAGAGCCCAGACGAGAUGGACGGCAAAGCAGGCUGGUCCAGCUUGGAUCUGACGGAACGCCGCCUGGCCGUGAGACUUGACACACUUGCCAAAGCUGUUGAGAAGCUUGCCGAGCUGGAGGCACAGGGCCUGGUGAAGUUGAGCGAAGACGCCCAGCUGGAGGUGGACCUGGACAUCGACAUCACGAACUCACAGCUCAUUCAGAGCCGCAGCUUGCCCAUGUUCCGAGCCAAUGCCACCGAUCGGGCCUCUAGUAUGGCGGAGGAGGACGAUUCUCGGCAGGAGGACCUUAUCUUCUUCGAGCCUGCGAUGGAGACGCUAAGCGACAUGGCCAACGACGACGACGAGCUUCCCAAAGGUAUCAGCAAAGCAAAGCGCGAGCCCUUCCCGAACAUCGGCCCGGGCCCGCGUCGCAGUGGCUGGCAGGUGGCCGUCAAUGUCACGGCCCAACUGCAGCAUGCCCUGCUCUUUGCCUUCUGCGUGGCCGCACAGUUGGUUGGGGAGGAAUUGGGCCCAGAGAACAGGUCCCGCGUGGUCCUGCAAGCGCCGGGCGAGCGGAACUUUCACGUCUUCUACCAGCUGCUGCGUGGGGUUACACAGGUCCUGCGGCACCAGCCUUUGUUCUCACUUCCUGCAAUCGCACCCAACCGGUCUGUCAUGGCGGAGGCCGAGGCUGUGUACCGCUACGAGUCCGGAAACAUCGCACAUGCUCCCAAGGAUUACGGUCCUUUAGACCUCAGGGGAAAGUACUUUUGGCCCUGUCCUGGCUGCCCGUCUGUUGCCACUGCUGACUAUCGUGCCAUUCCCAAGCUUCGGUAUGCUUCGCUGUGCCAUGACAACGUGCAGGCCAAGUACAAAGACAUUCCAUGGAAGCAAUGGUUGUCCCUUUCGCGUAAAGGGACGCCGGGCCAGGGUGCUUACCGCAAGCGACGUCUCGCUCAAGCACCCAACGCUGGUGGGGCGGGAGGGAGGGGGAGGGAGAGGGAGAGGGAGACGGAGAGGGAGAGGGAGAAAGCGUUAGUCUUUCGGCACAAGUCUUUGCUAGCGCUUCCUACAAACAUCCCUGAUCGCUUCAUCAUGGCGGAGGCCGAGGCCGUCUACCACGAGUCCGGAAACAUCGCACAUGCCCCCAAGAAGGAUUACGGUCCUUUGGACUUUACUGGAAAGCUGGCAGGGGGCCUGCGACUCGACAUCCGGAGGCGGGCGCCGUUGUACUGCAGCGAUUGGACGGAUGCCUUCAUGCCGGAGAACUUCCAGAAAUCGGUAUCGUCCAUCUUGUUCAUCGCAGCCCUUGCCCCUGCGAUUACGUUCGGCAGUCGGUUCCUUGACGGCACGAACGGCCAGUUCGGAGUGAUGGAAAUGAUCAUGAGCACAUGUAUCAGCGGUCUGAUCUUCUCGACAUUUUCCGGUCAACCCCUUUCGAUUUUGGGAGCUACCGGUCCGUUCUUGGCCUACACGCUUGUCGUCUAUGAUCUGGCAAUCGCCGUGGACGUGGAGUUCAUGCCAUUUUACUUCUGGACAUGCAUGUGGUGCUCCCUCUUCACUGUCUUGGUGGCGGUCUUCGACUUGUGUGCGCUCAUGAAGCAUGUCACGAUGUUCAGCGAAGACAUCUUC
Molecule: messenger RNA, 2760 nt
Organism: Symbiodinium necroappetens
Lineage: Eukaryota; Dinophyceae; Suessiales; Symbiodiniaceae
Source: the annotation of a GenBank genome assembly